AUGAUUUACGGCAAUCGAUCGAUAUACGACAGAGGUCUGAGGACACAUCAAGAGCACGCGCGCCGAUUUGGGUACCCGGUCUCUGUUCUUCGAAAACCCAUCAUGAGCGGCACAUACAGCAAGUGUGCUAUUCUUCUUUCUGAAAUGCUACGAGAGCUAGAAAAGCCUCCAGGUGAGAGACUUGAAUGGCUGUUUUGGUUUGACAGCGAUUCGGUUCUCAUGAAUGCGAAUAUGCCUCUCGAGGUCUUUCUGCCUCCGCCGCGGCUUUCAGAGGUCCAUCUCUUGCUCACCAAAGAUUGGAAUGGGCUUAAUAACGGUGUCUACUUUAUUCGCGUGAACGAAUGGUCGGUGAGACUGAUUUCUGCGACGAUAUCAUACCAUGUCUUGAAUCCCGAUGUGCCUCUCGCCUGGCAAGAUCAAUCUGCCCUGAAAAUGCUUGUUGAUGAGCACGAAUAUUUCAGCAAACAUGUUGUUUACUGCCCGUUGCGGUGGUUCAAUGCGUAUAUGAGGUCACCGGACGCUUUGCAGCCAAAUCCAGACUCACCCGACCAUCUCCAGGUCCACCCCGGGGAUCUGCUGGUGCACUUUCCGGGAACUCCGAGUGAACACUUGGACCAAACACUUUCACCAUAUUUGGAAAUUGCAGAAAAUCACGUCUCCGAGUGGGAGCCACCUCUGGAGCAAACGGGAUAUACCGAAAUAACAAAAGAUUUCUGGGACCAGAUUAAUUGA
Penicillium oxalicum is the source of this 732-nucleotide messenger RNA. Its product is annotated as glycosyltransferase family 34 protein. NCBI's taxonomy places the organism in Eukaryota, Fungi, Ascomycota, Eurotiomycetes, Eurotiales, Aspergillaceae. Bases 1 to 732 code for a protein of 243 amino acids. Gene Ontology annotation, molecular function: glycosyltransferase activity. Gene Ontology annotation, cellular component: Golgi membrane. Gene Ontology annotation, biological process: protein N-linked glycosylation. The record is from RefSeq and is a predicted model, not a curated record. The transcript has 2 exons.